UCGGAACGUCGUUAGAACAGACGGUCGUUGUGAGCAGCGACCAAGAUAUAGAAAUAUGGAAGCGUUGUCCUGGAAGCCCGAAGAGCUCCACCUCUGGAUGAGUGCGCACGGAGAGGGAGGUUUCUGGACGCGCGCGCACACACGCAGGGCUCGCGUCCACGCACGCACACGCAUAUUAUUGCCUGCAACCUGCUCAUUCCUGUUAGAAUCUCAUACGCAGCCCGCGGGACUAAGUGGCCGUCGCUGAGACUGUUUAACUCCAGAAGGGCGGUUUUGGUCCGAGCGCAGGUGUGGGAAUCCUAUAUUUCGGGGAAUUGGCGCAGUCGUCUGCAUGAAAUGGCGUCUUUUCGUGGAGUUAUUAUGGUUUUAUUGGCGAACUUGUUAUCAAAGAGUGUAUUUUGACCGACUUCGCGCACAAUAAAGUUCACAUGGUGCACUUUAUCCCGAAGCACCGGGACACGCUACGGGAGUCAGAAAUGAGAGCGGGACCGACACUGUUGUGCGCGUUUAGCUUUAAGGACUGUUUCAAAUGGCUUGACGCACUCUUCACACUGCGUGUUCGCGUUUGAUCCGCGGUCGCGACAGAUCACCGCGCGCUCGGACGGACUUUGGUCCCCCCUUACGCACGCGCUGCUCUUGGAUAGGCGACUCGAGGACAGACCCGCUCGGGACCAUAGCUGGACAACACCAUGCCCGGCCGCUGGCUUGCCUUGGUCGGAUUGUGGUGGAGCGCUUAUUACUGCGCGUUCCCGGCCGCGGGAAGCAAUUACUCACUGGACGGGAACAACGACGUGCACCCGGGUUUCAUGCACCGGCGGCUGCGGACGCACGAGAAGAGGGAGAUGCAGAAGGAGAUCCUGUCCAUCCUCGGGCUACCGCACAGACCGAGGCCGCAUCUGUCACACGGAAAGUACAACUCGGCUCCGCUUUUUAUGCUGGACUUGUACAACACCAUGUCAGGAGAGGAGAAGAGCCCGGUGGAAGGCAUGGCCGACCGGUACCAGUCCAUGCGGACAACCCAGAGCCCCCCUCUGACCACAAACCAAGAAACUGCUUUUCUAAAUGAUGCGGAUAUGGUCAUGAGCUUCGUCAAUUUAGUGGAGCACGACAGGGAGCUGUCUCCGCAGCGGCGUCACCACAAGGAGUUCAAGUUCAACCCCUCGCAGAUCCCCGAGGGCGAGGCCGUCACGGCGGCGGAGUUCCGCCUCUACAAGGAGUGCGUGAGCCUGGCCUUCCACAACGACACCUUCCUGCUCAAGGUCUACCAGGUGCUGAAGGAGCACCCUGACAGAGAGGCGGACCUGUUCCUGCUGGAGUCGCGCAGGUUAUGGGCCGCUCAGGAGGGGUGGCUGGAGUUCGACAUCACCGCCACCAGCAACCUGUGGGUGAUGAGCCCGGUCCACAACCUGGGCCUGCAGGUCAGCGUGGAAACCAGCAGCGGACAGAGCGUCAGCUUCAAGGAGGUGGGGCUCCUGGGCCGGGCCGGGCCCCUGGAGAAGCAGCCGUUCAUGGUGGCCUUCUUCAAAGUCAGCGAGGUGCGGGUCCGCGCGGCCCGUUCCACCGGGGGCAAACGCCGGCAGCAGAACCGCAACCGAUCCACGCAGCCGCAGGAGGGAUCCAGAGGGCCGGGCCCAGCAGAUUAUAACAGCAGCGAUCAGAAGACGGCGUGCAGGCGACACGAGCUCUACGUCAGCUUCAGCGAGCUCGGCUGGCAGGACUGGAUCAUUGCUCCCGAGGGCUACGCGGCCAACUACUGUGAUGGAGAGUGCUCCUUCCCCCUCAACGCACACAUGAACGCCACCAACCACGCCAUUGUGCAGACACUGGUACACCUGAUGAACCCAGAGAACGUCCCGAAGCCAUGCUGCGCCCCCACCAAGCUGCACGCCAUCUCCGUGCUCUACUUCGACGACAACUCCAACGUCAUACUGAAGAAAUACAAGAACAUGGUGGUGCGGGCCUGCGGCUGCCACUGACGCCGGCCGACGACCUGGAAAGCUUAAAGGCGUAAAGAUGGGCUGGCAAAGGGCUGUGGAGGCACCAGUGACUCCUGGGUGAGGUAGACUUCAAGCAGAACCCGGUUUCUGGCCCAAAGGAUUAUCCACCUUUUAAGAUCUGCUUCCACCGCUACAACGGAAACCUCGGUCUGAGAGAACAAGAGGGGUUUGAGGUAAAAUGAGCGGACGGUUGUCACCUAGAGGCAACUUUACCCACUGAGCCCCCGUCAUCUGCUCCUUCGGCUGUGGAGAGGUGUCUUCACUUCAUGAAUGCCUGUGUGUGCGCAUGGUGCACGAAGGAGAGUCACAGUCUGUAUAUCACGUGUUUAUGAAGAGGCUGCUGCAGCUUCUCCCUGAGAGGCCGAGGGCCUCACUGAAGAGUUGUGGGGCCGGUCAGAGUGCUGCUUUACGUUCUCUUCUCCUCUCAUAAAAAAAGAACUAGUUCUUAGAGGAGGUUUGAAUAACUUCGCAUCUACAGAACACGACCCUGGAUGGUAGUCGCAGCAAGCCAAGCCGUCAAUGACAUCACCUGGUCAAAUGACAGGAAACAUGUCGAAAUGUUUGUCAGGUGGGCAAAUACAAACCUAGCCUUCGGUGUCAGUCUAAUACUAAAUGAAUAAUACAUUGGAGUUAGUAGAUUCAUAUUUCCUUCGUCUUUUUUUUCACAAGCCAUAUUUGCCUUCCUAAAAUAUAAUAUGAACUGAACCAAAGUGACCACAGACUAUUUUAGUAGUGCACGACUCCAAAUAUCGUCCGUGUCAAUAUUUGCCAGGCUCACGUUGAGCUGCGAUUCACCAGGCUGAUUCAACACGAAGCGCGUCGCGGCUGGACUCCUGUUUUUUCUCAGAAACACGGAAGAAUACGGCCUUAUCCCUCCGACGCACCGCACUUCCACGUCGCUGUACUCGCAGAGUUCACAAACGUUUCCACCCCUGACAACCCAUCAAGAGAUCGUGGAAAAAACAUUUAGCCAGUCAAAAACAGCCGUCACGUCGGGUUCGACAUCAAGUUUCUUUUAUUUCUUUUUCAACCCUGAAGGUAGAAUUGAUGGAGAUCUGUGUCCAGUGGCGACAUCUUUGUUACUGUGAGCUUUGAAUGACUUUGGGUCUUUUUUUAGAGUGUAUUUUAAUGGCAAACUAAUACCAGUAAGAAUCAAAGUAGCUUGUGUGCCUAACCAUCAUAAAUUACAAAAUAUACCUCUGGUAAGCUGCUGUUUACAUUUGUGAUCAUGUUUAGACUGUUUUCUGUAAAUACUUGUACAUUCUCAGCUUAUUUAUUGCACCUUUUAUUAAAAACAAAAUCACAUACCGUAUUAACAGACAGAUGCAAGAACAAAAUGAAAGUACAAACUUAUUUUUGAAAAAGUAUGAAAUCUCAUGUUACAAUUUGCUUUUACUCAGCCUUUUGUACAACAAACAAAUGGGCAGUGCACAACCCAAGAAAAACACAAAGCACUGUCACUGGAGUUUUUAGACUAUGUACUAUCCAUAAAAACUUUUACUUUGACAAACAAAACCUGUUGUGUCUGACUGUUUGUGUACGUGGGUUAGAAAAUAGAUAAAGUUCUUGAUGCACAGAGCUUUUAACCUGGCUCGAAGAACAUGAGCAAAAGUUGGGUUAGUCAUCAACAGACUAACAAAUGUCAGUUUUAUUAUUAAAAGCAAUGCUUAAAAAACCAGACCAAUAAUGCUCUUUUGGAGUGCAUUUAGUAAUCAAUGUCCAGUUCACUGGAGAGAAUUGAAACCCAGCAGUAGGUGUGUUGCAACAUAUUUCAUUUAGGUCUUUGAUUGUUAUGAUGGCCUAGAAAUCUAGAUCUAGAAAUAUUAUUUGACCAGGAGCAGCUGUACGAAGCUGCUAUACCCUGUAUUCAAUCAAAAAAGGUCACAAAUCACAACGACCACCUGACCCUGAGCUGGAGUUUGUAAGAGUUUUCACAGAUACUUUGUCUAACCACAGAAGACUGAUUGUAAAAUAGCAACAUGACCAAGCCAAAAAAAAAGUUGAGUAAGCAUUUAGUGCCCCAAUCCAAGUAGAAUAUUCUCCUGUGCAAGAAAAAUAAUUUCUUCAUUCUAUUAAUAAAACUACCCACAAGCCUUUUCUGCUGCACCAGCUGGUUCCCCAACACUGACAAAAUCCAACCCCAGUUUGAGAAUUAUAGCACUAAUUUUUGCAUUCACAUUUUUGUGCUACACUGAAGAGAACAUAACAUUUCACGCCAAAAAGACAAUAAACCAGAAGUAAUUAUAGAAAUUUAAAGCAACAUGGGUCAGGCCUGAGAUCCUUAAAGCCAAAUGUAGAGGGAUAAGUCAGUUAGAAUGUGCCCUGUCCAGGUCAGUUACAACAUUAGGAGUAAAAUAAUGUUGCGGCUGUUAUACAGGAAUGGGAAGAUUUUUUUUUUGUUUGACUGGACCAUAAGAUCUUUAACAUUUUUGUGACAUUACAAAAAAAAAAACAAAGUAA
Molecule: messenger RNA, 4457 nt
Organism: Betta splendens (Siamese fighting fish)
Lineage: Eukaryota; Metazoa; Chordata; Actinopteri; Anabantiformes; Osphronemidae
Gene: bmp6
Product: bone morphogenetic protein 6
Exons: 7
Coding region: 690-1976 (428 amino acids)
Biological process (GO): SMAD protein signal transduction
Cellular component (GO): extracellular region
Molecular function (GO): cytokine activity; growth factor activity
Source: RefSeq, a predicted model, not a curated record